CUUUGCUAGGGAGGAAAUUUCACAUAAACACUGGAUCUUUAAAUGCUAAUCUUUCUUUCCCUUCAAUUCUUCAAUCUUCUGCUCCCGCCUUGUCUUUCAUCUCUGGUUCGGUGAUAGUUGAAACAAAAAAACAUGUACAUCUCUACUUACCACAUUUCCAAAGUUUUAGAAGAUCAAAUUUUCCUAGAUUUCUUGUAUUGUGAACUAGACAAGGAUGUAAGUUUUGAAUCAUUUCGUGGGCAUUCGAGACUCAUUCCAAUUUCUGCUGACUACAUAAAUAAUUUUUUCUUCGACCAAAAUCAUGUAAUGAAUUUACUUAGUAGACUUGAAUUUGCAGCAUGGCGGUGCGGAUCCAAAAGUAGAGAAGAAUACAAGAAAUUUUUGAAUUGUUUUGUUUCGUUCGUGCAAGAGCUUAAAGUAUUCUUCGCAGUCCCAAAGCAACAAAUGUCAAAGAUCACGAAUCCCCACCAUAAUGAACUUGUGGUUUUUAUCAAGUUUCUUCUCCAAAUUUUAGAAGAAACAGAGAGUCUUGAGACAGAGUCAAUUGUUUCAGUCAAGCUUUCAAUCAAAAUUCUUGAGACAGAGCUUCGAUUUCUAAUCACAUUUCUUGGGGAUACACCAAUGUCACAUCCCACUGAAACCGAGAACAUGUUGACAGAUAUGGAAUCUCUGGUCAACGAGGUAGGAAAUUUCUUAUUUUCCUUCUUAUUUACCUGGAAUGAUCCAGUCAUGAUGACUGGAGUAUUGGAUCUGUCUAUAUCAGAUUUGUUAUCAAAGUUCGAGCUAUUGAAAACAAAGAUUAAGGAGCACUGCAUCACAGUCUUCAAGUUGCCAAGUAUUAUGACUCCAAAGACACGUGUGGUUUCAGUCUUCAUUGUGGAUACCCUCCUUGAUGACCUCAACAACCUAAUGAAUCACAGGGCUUACACUAUUGAUGGUGUGCAAGAUCAAAUCAUCACACUCCAUGAGGAGCUGAUGUUGCUAACAUCCUCAAUCGAAGAUGUAGUGUCGGUGUCGCAGACAAAGACAAAAGUUGAAGAGAUUGUGAUGGGAAUCGUAGACAUAGCCUAUGAAAUUGAUUAUGUUAUUAACUCUUUUCCUCCUGUUUGGUAUCUCACCCUCAGGCUCCCUCAAUUCAUGGAAAGUUCUAGGCUUAAUAGGAUAGCUAUCAAAGAAAUGCAGAAAAAUAUUGAUGUUGGAAUACCAGAAGCUAUAAAAUAUCCGAGUGAACAAGAAUUGCCACCUCCCAACUCAGAAGACAUAUUUGUUGGGUUCAAGAAUGAGGAAACCAAAAUUGUAGGGCAACUUGUUGGAGGACUGAACAAGCUACAAAUUGUUACCAUCUUUGGGAUGCCUGGACUCGGUAAGACAAGCUUAGCAAAAAAACUUUACAACAACGAAUCCAUUGUUUAUCAUUUUGACAAACGUGCUUGGUGUGUUGUUUCACAAACAUAUCAGACUACAAACAUGUUGAUUGAAUUAUUGAGGUCAACAAGCCACAUAAACAAAGAAAAGAUUAAAAAAAUGGACGAAGAAAGCUUGGUCGAAGAGCUUUACAAGAGUUUAAAAGGAAGGAGAUAUCUCAUUGUCAUGGAUGAUAUAUGGGAUACUGAACCGUGGAAUGAUUUGAAAAGAUAUUUCCCAGAUGACAGUACAGGAAGUAGAAUCUUAUUCACCACUCAGCACAAAGAAGUUGGUGUGCAAGCUUCUCCUAAUAGUGUCAUCAAUAAACUUCCUUUCAUGUCCGAAGCUGAAUGCUGGGAAUUAUUACAACGGAAGGUGUUUGAGAAAGAAAAUUGCCCACCAGAAUUGCUGGAUAUUGGGAAGCAAGUCGCAAAAAAUUGCCUGGGACUACCUCUUGCAGUUGUUGUGAUAGCAGCAGUUCUUGCAAAUAUGGAGAAGAAAGUAUACUUGUGGCAAGGAAUUGUAGGGAGUUUAAAUUCACUCAUAUAUGAAGACUCAAACAAUUGCAUCCAGAUACUAGAACUUAGUUACAAGCAUUUGCCUGCGCAUUUGAAACCAUGUUUUCUUUACUUUGGAGUAUUCGAUGCAUACAAAAAAAUCCCAGUACGCAAGUUGAUAUCACUAUGGAUUGCCGAAGGAUUCAUAAAGAAAGAAGCAAACAGGCAUCCAGAGGAUGUGGCAAAGGGAUAUUUGAUGGACCUAAUUGACAGGAGCCUAGUUCUAGUCGUAGAAAAAAGAUCUGAUGGGGGUGUUAAAACUUGUAAUAUUCAUGAUCUAUUGCAUGGAAUGUGCUUGAGGAUAGCUAAAGUGCAAAAACUUUCUGAAGGUGACGGAAAAACCUGUUGGAGAACGUGUGUGCUUCUUGUUAGGCCGCAGGGUCUUGGACUUGUCACACUCGGACUUGGGAUAUUAUUAUCAAACUGAAGAGAUUGAACCAAUGGCUGCAAUGAGGUACUUGGCAGGUUCACAGAUAUUUACAUUAGUUCAGCUGAGGUACUUAGCAGGUCCAAAUAUAUUUUCACUGAAAUCAAUCGAAAGCCUCCACAAAAUAGAAUUUCUGUUUUUGGACAAUGCCAAAGAAGUGGAAAUACCUGACAUCCUUCUUAAUAUGGCUAGCUUGAGAAUUCUGAACUACACGGGUGGUGCAUAUUUCAGUAAAUCUAGCCAUUGGCGAGCAACUAAGGAUGAGAGCUUCCAAAUAUAUAACCUACAGCAUAUUUCUCUUCUUUCUAUUCGUGAUAGUAAGGAUAAGGAAAUUUUGAGAUGUUCACCAAAUCUUCGGAGAUUGAAAUGUCAAGUUGAAGUAUUUCAGGAUCCAUGUCUGCCCUACUUGCCAUUUCUUUCAUUUGAAUUUCUUAAUCAGCUGGAGUCAUUCAGUUUAAAAUUUUGUGGUCCUAAGGGGAGAGAUUUUGAUCCCAAUUGGAUUAGUUUGCCCUUGAAUCUCAAGAAAUUAACUCUAAGUAACACUUCUUUGUCUACGGAACAAGUGAGCGUAAUUGGGAGGUUGCAGAAUCUCGAGGUUCUCAAAUUGCAAUAUGGUUUCCUUGAUGCCAAGCAAUGGGACACAAGGGAAGAUGAGUUCCAACAACUCAAAUUCUUGGAACUAAAUGGGGAAAAAAUUGAACAAUGGAAUGCCUCUAGUGAUCAUUUGCCUAGACUUCAACGAUUGGUGUUGAAAAAUUGCCACCAUUUGGAGAUGAUCCCUUUCUGUUUAGGUGAUAUUCCAACAUUACAAAUGAUAGAGGUACAUUCGUGCAAUAUAUCAACAGUAAAAUGUACUAUGCUAAUUUAUGAAGAACAACGAGAGAUGGGAAAUGAGCUUCAAGUCCUUAUCUCAAGCAACACGCACUGUGAGUAAACAGAGCAUCAGUUUCUGGUUGUGCACGAAUAACAGGUCUCUUUUAAUUUAUAUAAUUGUUUGUAUCUAUAAUUUUUGUUGUGGGAGAUUCAUUUAAAUAACCUUCAAAGAUAUUUCUAGCAGUAAUGGAGAUAGAUUCUCUCCUUUCAAUCUCUUUCACAUUUUUCGUCUUAGUCUUCAUUCAAUGUACUGUUUCCUUUGCAGGUAAUAUGACUUGGGCGUCUAUUUGUUGUGCGCAACAUAAAGAUGAAAUUAAACAUGUAUCUAUUUAUUAUAUAUUUGUCUUGGGCUGAAUUUCUGAUAGCUGGCUCUAUUUAUGAUCCUGUUGAUGCAAUAUAAGGAACUAGUAUUCCACAAAGUGCAUUUUUUGGUGCAUUGAUUUUCUAUUAUCUGAGCUUUUUACCAUGCUUGAAUAAUUUAAAAUAUGUAAUAUGAGUACACACGAGUACACAACCUCUAAAGAGACCUGAGACCUGGAAUAAAAUUGGCAUUUUACAAGAGAUUGUCAAAAUGAAAGUAACUUGUAUUUAACUGCUAAUCUUCUCCAACCAGAUCUGUAUGACUAUAUCUACCACAAAAGCCCAAGCAUGGCGCCUCUUCAGUCAUCCACACGGAGAGAAAGCAAGAUCAACAUUCCAACCAAUCAGCGGAGGAGCCAGUGCCAGCAACCUUUGACGGUGAUGAAGAAAGCAAGAUCAAAAUUGAAAGAUCACGUCAAUGGAAGGAACGUAAAUAUUAAGCUUCUUGAAGACAUACAAGAAAUUUGCAAACUGUUUCUCAAACUUAUCGUUCUGCAGCCUUUGGAAAAAUAGGACUGGAGUCAGAUAUGAAAGGUUCUAUUAAUCUGUAGAGUAACUGAUUUCUGCUCUAGCUUUUUCAUUGGUGAUUAUUGAGACUAAUCUAAUUGCUUCUCAUCCCCAUGCCUCUUUACAUUGAUAAUCAUUAGUGGUAGAUACCUCUUUUAUCUUCAACCCCAUGCCUCUUUACAUUGAUAAUCGAAAGCUGAACUUCACUCCAUAUGGUGAUAGCAUGAAUUAUCUUCUUUAGGCCGUUUUCGAAGCCUUUGAGAAAAUGGGAAUCAAAGGCACAUAAGCUUGUUCUGGGGACGUAGUUUUCCUGGUUGGUGGAAUAUCGACGACAUCAUUCUCUAUGAUUUUGAUAGGUAACACCUAUUUCCGUGGAUUUAUUUUCAUAUUACUAAGUAAGGUGCCUUGUACUCUAUUGGAUAAAAGUUGUUGCUAUCUGCCCCACCUAUUUUCUAGAUUUUGUAUCGAGGAUUGCUAGUUUUGCAAUGUAUUUUCGAUUUUUGUGAAGUAUUGAACAAGUAUAUCUUCUAA
This is a messenger RNA of Olea europaea var. sylvestris, 4659 nucleotides long. RefSeq names its product putative late blight resistance protein homolog R1B-17. The record is from RefSeq and is a predicted model, not a curated record. The transcript has 2 exons. NCBI's taxonomy places the organism in Eukaryota, Viridiplantae, Streptophyta, Magnoliopsida, Lamiales, Oleaceae. Gene Ontology annotation, molecular function: ADP binding. Gene Ontology annotation, biological process: defense response to other organism. Bases 133 to 2388 code for a protein of 751 amino acids.